Molecule: messenger RNA, 8731 nt
Organism: Ostrinia furnacalis (Asian corn borer)
Lineage: Eukaryota; Metazoa; Arthropoda; Insecta; Lepidoptera; Crambidae
Gene: PH
Product: polyhomeotic
Exons: 28
Coding region: 103-4350 (1415 amino acids)
Biological process (GO): negative regulation of DNA-templated transcription
Cellular component (GO): PRC1 complex; nucleus
Molecular function (GO): chromatin binding; histone binding
Source: RefSeq, a predicted model, not a curated record
UCGUGCGAAUGUCUCGAUCCUUACCUUUUUGUUUGUUUUUUCUUUUAAUCACUGCCGCAUGGGACGGCGCUUACGUUUCAGUUAACCCUUUAUUUUGAAACGAUGGAACGUUGUUCUUAUGGUUUUUACACCAAAAGGUCUGAAAUUCUAGAUAAUAUACAAAAGAAAAAAGAACAGGAAAAAGAGCCACAGAGCCCCAGUUACCAACAACAAUUGGGGAAACCUGCUGAAAAGUCAAUUCAUUCUGCAGAACAGAAUGCUAAUGUCCCAGUGACACAGCAUGUGCCUGCUCAGCAACUGCUCUCUCCGAAUGCUCCAGGCCAACCUGCGCAAGCAAAAGAUGACCCUAAAGAUAAGGCAUUAAAAGUCACCAAUUCAACCACUAUAACGUUAAUUGAGAACAGUAACCUCAAUGGUGAAAAGGAUAAAGACAGUAACUAUCCUAAAAACUACUUUACUUUAGAGCCUAAGGGUGACAAGAAAGAUGAAUGUAAUAAAAAUAGUAUUACGAUAACUAGGACUGUGCCCAAACAAUCACCUGGUGGUGGUCAGGCAGAUAAGCCGAAGGCACCGUCAAAACCUGUUAAACGGCCACUGCAGUGUUUAGAAACACUCGCAGAAAAGGCUGGUAUAACAUUUGAGGAUAAGUACGAAGCUGCAAAUACUCUUUUGGCUUUGGAUAAGCAGAAUAAUACUUAUCGGAGGCCUGAGAUUAAACAGCCAAAGCUAGAGCCUGAUAACCACAGCACAGGGGAGGAAUAUAGAUACAGGAAUCAAAAAGAAGAAGAUGACAAGUUACAGAUCCAACAGCAAAUAAUCCAGCAGCAGCAGCAGCAACAGUUGCAGCAGUUACAGCACCAGCAGCUGCAGCAGUUGCAACAGCAGCAGUUACAGCAGCUCCAACAGCACGCGCUACAGAGACAGCACCACCAGGCCAUACAGCAGCAUAUAAAGAACCAGCAGGAUCAGCAGGAGUUGUUGCAGAAGCAAUUCCAGCAGCAACAACAACAACAGCAACAACAACAGCAGCAGCAACAACAACAGCAACAACAACAGCAGCAACAACAACAACAACAGCAGCAACAACAAAAAGCCGAUAUACAGUCUCAACAGCAAGACCUUCAACAGCAGAAGUUUCUACAGGUGGUGAACAAUCAGCCGGUUCACACUCAGCAGUUUAACGUGCCCGGUAUCGGAGAGAUCAACCUGAGUUUCUUGGCGUCACCACAGAGUAACGUCAACCUACUGUUCGAUAAGAACUCGAAGACUGGCAUGAGCGGAGAGAUCAAACCACAAAUCGUAGACGGACAAACUCAAGUGGUGCAGCAGCAGAUGAGCAUGGCCCAGCACGACGCUGGCCAGCAGCAUCACCAGACCGUCACUGUGGUUUCCUCAAUGCCUAGCAGCAUGACGCCUCAUCAGGUCCAACAGCAGCAGCAAGCGGGUGGUAUCCAGCAGCAGGCGGGAGUGACCACCAUGCCGCCGCUGCAGAGCCUGCCCCCUAACACCCAGCACCCCCAACAGAUCAGUGCCGAAUGGGGUCACAGUCGCGUGCAGGUGAUCCAGCAGCCGCUGCAGAACAGCACGUACCUGCAGCAGCUGUACAACACGCAGGGCCCGCUGCUUAUGCCCGGCAACAUCGCGCUGCAUCCCGGCAUCAACUCGCAGCAGAUUCAGGUGAUCGCCGCUGGCAAGCCGUUCCAGGGCAGCCAGUUGGCGCCACACAUGCUCACUACUCAGGGGAAACAGGUUCUCCAAGGUCAGGCUGCGCCUUUCCCGGGGUAUACCACGAUCCCGGCGAUCCCCACGACCCAGAACCAGACGUUCGUGUUUAGCCCCCUAGGCGUGAUCAACUCGCAGCCCAAUAUUCUGCCGUCGCACUCCCAGCCCACCGUAUCUGGGAUUGGCCAGCAACAGAAGUCUGCUGACAUGCAUAAGGUGAUGAGCGGCGGCAAGGUGACUGGCGGUAAGGUGACGUCGGGCGGCGCCGGGCAGGCGGUGCCGGUGCAAGCGCAGUGCGUGCAGGUCUCGCAGCCGGUGCUGAGCGCACAGCAGGCGGCGCAAGCGCAGAUCAUCAGCCCGCUGCAGGCUGGCGGCCAGACGAUGCAGUUCGCUCCGUGGCAGCUGUCCGGAGCCCUACCGCAGGUGUGGACCGGCGGCAUCCAGGCCGGGGCUCUGCCCGCCGGGGGCCUGCUCACCCACAACCCGAUAUUCAUCAGGGGCACUCAGCCGGACGCCCCGCCCUCGAUGUUCAUUCAACACUCGCCGCAGAACAACGUUCAGCAUGCGAACGUGAGCGUGGCGUGCGCGACUCCGACGCCGGUCAAGCCUCGCGCGGCGGCCGACGGCAUGAGCAAAGCGCCGCGGCCGCUGUCCAACAUCCUGCCGUCCGCCGGCAUCCGGCCCGCCUCGUCCGUGUCCACGCAAACCAACGCCAACCAGCAGAACCAGGCUAAACAGCGUGGCAAGCCCGGAGUGAGGUCGCCCGCGCCGGCCGCAAAGCAAGAUGCCGCCAACCAGACCAACAAGAUGCAGCAUCAGAUGCAGCCGAAGCAGCAGCUGCUGGUGAUGAACUCAAGUGGGCAAAUUGGACAGAUCACGAGCGUGCAAGAUAAGAACUCGGUCAACAAGUCCAUCCAGCAACAAGCCAUGAUGCAACAGCAGGCUAUUCAGCAACAGCAGCAACAACAGCAGCAGCAGCAGCAACAGCAGCAGCAACAGCAGCAACAGCAGCAGCAGCAACAACAACAACAACAACAACAACAACAACAACAGCAACAGAUGCUCCAUCAGCAGCAGCAAACUCAACAGAUGGUGCAGCAUUAUCAGCAACAAGGAAUGACGCUGGGCAUGCAACAAACGUUGCCCGUAGGCUCGGUGUCGCAAACCAUUCCGAUGGCGGGCAUGCCGCAAACCAUAUCGAUGGUGCAGCAAAUACAUCCGCUGGGCGGUAUGGCGCAGGCGGGCACGCUGGUGGGACAAAUCAACAGCGCGCCGGCACAGCCGGGCGGCACGCAGGUGCAAACGCUGCCGCAGCAACCGCAGGCUUUGGUCGGCAACGGCAUCGUGCAGACUUCAGUGGGCAUGGCAGUGCAACAGCCUACGCUCAACCACUCCACCCCGAUGCAGACCGUGUCGGCCAACAGCCUAAGCUCGCCGCAGCUGACGCUGCAGGCGCCGGGCACCGUCGGCCUCAUCGCGGCGCCGGUUCAGGGCUCGGUGCUGCCGAUGCAGCCGCCGGCCACGCUCGUGGCUCACGUCAAGACUGAGGAUGACAAGAGCCAGAUGGCGCCACCGGCGCCGGUGCAGCAGAUCGCGCCGCAGCCGAUGGCGGUCGACGCGGCGCCCGAGCCGGCCAGCGCGCCGUUCAGCGCGGCGCCUGCGCCAGACACCCCGGCCUCCGCCCCUGUCUCUUCUGCUGAGUUCCAGCGCGCAUCGAGCGCCACAGUCACGACGGAGUCCAAGCAGGUGACGCCAAAGACCGAGACGGCGCCGGCCACGAGCUCAGAGCCGGCGCCGGCGCCGCCCGCGCCGCCCGUGCCCAACAGCGCGCAGCAGACCACGCCCGUCGCGCCGCAGCAGGUGGUGACGACGGUGGCGUCCUCUACUUCCGCGUCGUCCACGAUGACGGCAGCGAUCACAGCGCCGGUGUCCGCUGGUGGAACCACUGCGCUUUUCAAGUCUUCGCAGAGCGCUCCGAGGCACAUGAGCCAGCAGGCUUCGCAUGAUAAAGGCUUACCCAAAGCCAUGGUGAAGCCCAACAUCCUGACGCACGUCAUCGAAGGCUACGUCAUUCAAGAGGCCGGAGAACCGUUUGCUGUGAGAAGUGUAAAUCGUCCUCUGCGCGAAUGGACCGCUGAUAAGGAACAAGACAAGGAGAACAAACUCCCGUCUUCCGACGAGCCACCGCGAAAGAAGCAAAUGCUAGACCCGGCUACUUUGAACAUAGCGCGCAUCACGUCGAGUAGCAGCGAGCCGGCCGGUCGCGAGCGCGAGCGGGAGAGGGAACGAGAGAGGGAGAGAGUAGAGGCGGCUCAGGUCGUCACCGCGAAGGCGUCGCCUAGCAACGAGCCGGACACCGCGACUAGCGACGACCAGGCGGCCAAGUUCCCCAACGCCAAUAAGUGGACCGUGAACGAGGUGUGCGAGUUUAUCCGCAACAUCCCCGGUUGCGCUACCUACGCCGACGAGUUCCUGAUGCAAGAGGUGGACGGAGAGGCGCUGCUGCUCAUCCGGCCCGAGCACCUGGUCAUGGCGCUGUCCAUGAAGCUCGGGCCCGCGCUCAAGAUCGUGGCCUGCAUCGACUCCUUGCGUCCUGAGGGCGAGCAGACCACGCACGAGAACGACUGAGGUGAGCGACUGCUGCAGACGAGGUCUCGUGCAGGAGUGGACGGAGAGGCGCUGCUGUUCAUCCGGCCCGAACACCUGGUCAUGGCGCUGUCCAUGAAGCUCGGGCCCGCGCUCAAGAUCGUGGCCUGCAUCGACUCCCUGCGUCCUGAGGGCGAGCAGACCACGCACGAGAACGACUGAGGUGAGCGACUGCUGCAGACGAGGUCUCGUGCAGGAGUGGACGGAGAGGCGCUGCUGUUCAUCCGGCCCGAACACCUGGUCAUGGCGCUGUCCAUGAAGCUCGGGCCCGCGCUCAAGAUCGUGGCCUGCAUCGACUCCCUGCGUCCUGAGGGCGAGCAGACCACGCACGAGAACGACUGAGAUUUUGUUGCCUACUAUCUGAACGCGGAUCGAAACCUGUGAAGUUUUCGUAAGUGUUCAUAUAUUACUCUUAGUGAGAUAAUAUAAAAAUGAUAGUGGGCAACCUAAAACACUGGCUAUACGAGCCGAUCUAAGACUAUUAACAGCGUACUUUAUACUCUAAAAGAUCUUCAUGUACUAUGACUUCGUAAUAUAAUAUUAGCUAAUCUUAAUCUACUUAUACAGGGCUAUUUGUAAAACACCAGCAACUUCGCAGUUAGAUUAAUUUGUUCUACGACUUUUGAAAAUUCGUAGUUUUUUUUCGUACUUACUAAAAUAAAUAUUAAUUGAUUUGACCGCUCCACUAUUACUAUGAGCUUGCUGGUGUUUUACAAAUAACCUUGUAUAUUAAAAUAUAUACAAACGGUUAUAUUAUGGUAUCAAACGCGUUCGCAAUUCGUUAUUUUAGUUUCUAAGGUGUCUUAUUAAAUAACAGCAAUAUCCAGAACAAAUGCGGUUAUUUAAUAACUCUGCACCACAUAGCUUUAUUAUUUAUGAAUUUUAGCAUUUACGUUUUUUCUUGUGUUUAUUAAUUUGUGUAACAUAAACUAACGCUUUUGUGUAAAUGUAAAAUUCGUCUAACAUCGAGGCGAGACUUCGCGAUAGUAAGAUUCAGGUAUAAACGAAUUCAGUGAAGGAAAUUGACUUCUUUGUGAUUAAAGUUAAAUUUUUAAUAUUAUAACAUCUAACGAAAUCUAAUUUUUCAGUAAAGAACAUUUUAGCGUCUUUUUUAAGAACAACGAAUCUAAAUUUUAUAAAAUCUAGUAUUUAUGUGAGACAAUAUUAAGGCAUAGGCUACAUAAAUAAUUAUUUCUAAAAUAAAUUUGAACAAAAAUCGCAAUUAAACCUACGAAAUAUUUACAUUACUUAAAUUAUAAAGUCAUGAAUAUGAAAAGACCUGGUUAAUAUGAAAUAUGGUUACGUGUUAGCUAUGCCAUUAUUUUGUUUUUGACAUCGAUUGUUUGCCAAGUAACUAAACACUGGUUCGUUUCCUCGUUGCGCUGUCGUGAAACAAGCCUGAGGUGCAUUAAGGACAAAUGUCGAAAGGUCCGCCUACUUAGAUAUAAGCAAAGUACUCGGAUUAAUCGAACUACAACCCAGAUUAAUCUAUGUAGCUAUGCACUUAUUUUUAGUUUUUUAUUCGCGUUUUAAAAUUAUUUUAAUUUACCUUUUAUUUUACAAACAAAUACAACCGAUUGCUCUUUAAUCUUUAGUAUAAAUAUUAACGAUGGAUGUUGUAUCAGGUUGUCCCAUUAUAUUUAUAAACAUCUUAAAACACAACUGAACCUGGGAGUCAAUUUUAUAGUUCUUACUGGGAUUUUGUCACAUUUAUUUGCAUAUAAAAUUCACAUGCGAAUUCCUUAUGAAUUUAUUAUGAACUUAUUUGUAUUUUUAAUUCCUUUUACCUUCGUAUUUUUUAUACCACGUAUUAACAAUUAAUUAUAAGUUAUAAUGAAAUGUCGGUUUUAGGCUUUUAAAACUUAAUUUCAGUCAGUUUUAAAAGCAUUAUCCCGUCGCGUUUGCUGUUGACUUAGGAUAUUUUGAAUUGAUUGCAAUGACCCUUUGUUUAAAACUAAUUGUCUCGUUUUUAUUAUAAUGUUAAUAUAUCGCACUCCCACGUGGUUGUCAUUAAAUUAUUACUUACGGGACAACCUGUGUAGAUUAGUGUAUAAGUGAUAAUAAGUGAUUUACCUUGUGUACUUGUAUUAUAUUAAUGUAUGCAGUUAUGUAAGCAUACAGUGACCAGAACUGGGAUACAAUUAACAUGUCUUAGGAACUGAACGAGACAAUUGUGAAGGUGAAACCUUCGUACUCGGUUCAGGACGUCGGCUGUCCGUUGUACUCAAGCUAUAGUUUAACAAACAACGGCAUUGGUUAGACUCUGUCGCUAGCUUCCUUACGACGGACGGUAAAACAGUUGUAUUGGUGCAUCUCAGUAACUAAUGCAUCCGAGGCGUUUAAAUUGGCUGCGUUUAAAUGUUGCAUUCGAGUGCAGGCAAUCAAUGAGGUGCACAGAUCACGACUCGACAAUUUUAUAAAUUAUUAUAGUUCUAAAUAAAUUAACUGUCUGUUAGUGGUUCAGUAUUCAAGUUCGUUUUUACUAAGGGGUGAGUUCGAAUUUUAGUCGAUUGUAUACUACAACCGCAGAUCGCGAAUUAUAACAACAUAACCCUCCUUCAGGCGCAGUCAGGUAAUGACUCCUAGUCUGUGGUUGCACGCAAAACAGUAGAGUCGCUGUGUGGUCUGCGGUCAGUCCAACUCACACCUUAAGAUCAACACUGUUAUGAACUAAUAAGUAAAAUUAGUAAUUUUAUAGUUUAAGAGCGCGCGGCGUAACAUCCGUAUAUUACUUACUUAAGUAUUAAAAUAUUAAUUAAUCACUUAACUUUUAUGUUGGUGUAUAUUCGUUUAUAUUAUUAUAGUUGUUGUAAUAUUUUAAAAUGUUAGUAGCUUAUAACAACAGAGGGGAGAAUGUGCAACAAUAUUUUACAAGCCCCUUUAAUACAUAGUAUCUCAUUCCUUAUGAUUUUUUUUAACAAUUUCUUACUCACCCAUGAAACUGUAAAAUCUAUGGUGCUAAUUAGUUCUACGUGUUGUCACGUACUUUUUCUUAUUUAGUUAAUUAUGAGGGCUGGUAGAGUAAGUCGCGCCUUGUUAUAUUGCAAAUGAGAUCUAUGUUUUGACGUUUUCUAAAACUACCUGCGGGCGUAAUGAAAAUGAUUGGUCGCAGAGGUGUGUGUGCAAUAGGCAAUUAGACAGUAGAUACGCGUCUGGUAAUAAAUAAAUCUGUAAUGCACAUGAAUAGAAAGAAACACACCGAAACAACUAGAGCAACCACAUUCGUAAUUUUUGCGUGAUUUGCACUUCCAGCUCACAUUUCGUAAUGAAGUUACAUUGUAAAUAUUUUAAGUUUAACGUCAAUUGUAGUCAGGCCUCGUAAGCCGUCGCUGACCUCGGUCAACAGGCCGUUUACUUGCAAGACAAUUAUUUACACACAUUUUUCAGGAUAUACAUCGAUUUUACUAACUGAUUUUAUUAUUCAUUAUAUUUCUUAGCAGAGUUUUCAAUUUAUACUAACAGUAACAUUUGUAUACCCGUACGUUGUAAAUACUAGAAAAGGAAACAUGUACUGGACACUUACACACGCUUUUAGUGCGAUUUGUAUAUACUUAUUAUAUUUUAACAAUUAGAUACCAAAAACAGGUCAGUACCUUAUUAAUAUCAUACAGUGUAAGUACUGGGAAUUUAAAACAAUUUUAAGAACAUUUAAUGUAUAAAUUUGAUGUUUUAGAUAAGUGUUCUGCAAACUGGAUCCUUGAUGUAAUAUGAACUAUGUCCAGGUUGCUCUCGUAGAUUCUCGCCUAAAAUGUUUUAUAAUUCCCCAACUUCUGGCACUCUAUCAAGGGGUGCGAACUAUCGUGAAUGUUAAUAUACCUAAUACUAAUAAAAUAAUAAUACUUAUCGUAUUUAUGUGGUAAUGUAAAAAUGUCGUUUUAGAUUUACUUAUUUGGUAACAUUAGGAUAACAUAGUGAACGUCUAAUUUGUACAUUUUGAAAACGGCUCUCCACUGCCCUAACACAGCAUAGUCACAUCUGUAAAUAUUAUUUAUGUGGUUUUAUUACUUUUAAUAUUAGUGAAGUUAAUUAGCGGUAGUACUCCGCAUUGUUGACGUCAAUACUCUUAUUUUGUAGUGGUUGGGAAAAUGUUGGGUAGUUAGUUUUGUUAUCAUAUGUUUUGUAACAUCAAAAACGUUGCAUCUAGAUAGUUUUUGAGGAUGCUAUUAUUUCUUAAUUACUUUUUAAUUGCAAAGAUGCUAUUCGUUUAAGAUGUUCUUUUGUGAAUGUACAUCGAUAUGUACGGGCGUGACUAAACACUUGUGUAACUUGAUAGAUUUUGAAUUGUCCAACUAACAUUGCUCAACUCAACACUGAUACUAUUGUUCACGUCAAAAUUAGGAAAAAAUAAAGCAAUUGAGACUGA